GCAGAACAAUCUGUCUGAUCACAAAUCGAAAGUGUUUCAAAGACUUCUGUUCCUGGUGCACAAGACCAUUUUACUACUGCAAGCACUGAAAUCAUCAACAGACAAAGAUCAUGGGAAAUAUCUUGGGUUUAAGGCCUAAGAUAAAUAUUGCUCUUAUUGGGAACACAGGAAAUGGCAAAAGCAGCACCGGGAAUAUGAUUCUUGGAAAAGAAGUAUUCGAAACUAAACUUUCUGCUUCAGCAGUUACAACUAAAUGUCAGAGAGAGGAGAACAUGGUUAAUAAUAAAAAAAUCACAGUUAUCGACACACCUGAUUUCAUUGACAUCGAUGAUCAUGAUGAAAAGAUUAAAUCUGAGAUCGUCAGAGCUUUGGCUGAAUGCCCUAAAGGCAUUCAUGCUUUUGUCAUUGUUCUAAAGGUUGGAAAAUACUCUACACAAGAAAAAAAGUUAGUGCAGGAACUUCGGAACACACUGAAUGAGGACGUCUUAAAACACACAGUGAUAUUAUUCACUCAUGGUGAGCAACUAGAUGGCCAGACCAUUGAAACAUUUGUGAUGACCAAUUCACAACUACAGGAGCUUGUCAAUAAAUGUGAAGGUCACUGUCACAUGAUCAACAAGAACGGGAAUGAGAAAAUAAAAAAAGCGGAGGUGACAAAAUUGCUGAAAACCAUCGACAAUAUGGUGCAAAAGAAUGGCUACUACAGCAAUAAGCUGCUUCAAAUUGUGGAGAAACAAAUUCAAGAAAAGAGCAAGAAGAAUGCACAGUUGCCAAAGGACAAAAUGUCUUCAGAAGAGAAACAAGAAAAAGCAAAGAACACUGUUUGUCAACUUCAGUGGCUCUUGGAAAAAGUAGCAAAAGGGGUAGUGGUCAGUGCUUUUCUGGGUGUUUGUCAACUAUUCAUUUCAGAACUUCUAGUAGCUUUUGUAGAAAAUAUUUGGGGCCAAGAAGCAUGUUCUUAUACCAAAUACAUCACUGAAGGUAGUAAAGCAGCAGUCAAAGGAGGUUUUUCUGAAUUUAAAGCAGCAUUUGCUGAUUCAAACAAUUAGAGAGCAAAGUAAUCAGGUGUUAUUGAUAAUGUAUUGAUGAUGAACUAAGGGGGGGCGGGGAUAUGUAUAAUGUAUGGUAUAAAUUAUGCAGCUGAAUUGCCUUAGUAUUUUCUUUUAUUCUUACUAUCUGUUUUUAUUUUUGCUGUUGUUUUUGUUGUGACUUUUUAGUAGCUUGUUUUAUUAUGUUCAGAGUUUUAUCUGAAUAUUUUGUUGAUUGUUACCAUUGUCAUGUUUCAUAGAGUCUUGAUGUUUGUGUUUGUCUAAAUGGAAUUUUUUGUUUUUUGUGCAUAAAAUCCUUCAGACUAUCUGUUCGUCACUAGAGCUAUAAUAAUUCAUAUAACCAAUGCUUUACUUUGUGAGAUAAGGCACAAAAAAGGUCAAAUGAUUGGCAGCAACGGCUUCCUAAAAAAAUUGUAAAAUCUAAGAAAAAUAUCUUAACUUUAUUUAAGUUAGGAUGCAAAACCUUUAUUUACAACUUUAUUAAACACUGUAAAAAAUGUACCGUAGAAUUUACAGGAUGUUACUGGCAAAAAAUUUGCCAAUAAAAUCUUGUAAAAUGAUGUUAACUGCUGUAAAAUGGAUUACAGUAUAAUACUGCAAAGCAAAUCACAGUUAAUUGCUGUAUGUGAAAUACAGUAAUAUGUAGUAUUUUUUACAGUAACAUUGAAUUAAACUUGUAGUUUAUAUUACAGCAAUAUUUUGUAAUCUCGCUAAAGUACAGUAUUUACCUACAGUAUUUCAAUAUAAAAUGUAAUCUAAAAUACAAGUUUAUCAAAUGAUUUACAACAGAAUUAAUAAGAAUUAAUACAUUACAUAAUAUAAUCAGCUUUAGAGAGUCUUGAAGCAUCAAACAUUUCUCCACAUCAGCUGCUAUUCUUUGCACCUACAAGAAAUAAUGAAAAUUAUCUUGUGAUUUAAAAAAAAAAAAAAAUGCAUUUACAUAAAUGAGACCAAAAUGAACACCCAAAAAGGCAUAUAUUUUAAAAUUAACUUUUACAUUUGAUUAAUAAAUUCAAUUAUAACAAUACAUUGUAGAACUGUACCACCAAUCAAAUUAAAUAAUUUAUAAUGCAUAAUUACAACUGUGUUAUGACAUUAAUGUUGUACAUAAAUUUUUGAAAUUACAAAUAAGAAACGUUGUGGACUUCCGGUUAUGGAGUGGUACUGAGAAGAUGCGAGUUAACGUCCCUCCUAUAAUUUUGAAUAUAAAUCCUUCAAGCUCACUUAAAAUUUUUAUACAUCGAAAAAGAACAGAACUCAAGAAAAAGUGAAUAACGAGGCUCAAGAGAUGUCGCAGGAUUCUGACUACGCAGACGAACUAAAGGAGGUAGAGGAAGAUGACGACAGCGAAUCUACUAAAGGAACCGAGUUGAACCCCAGCAAUGCAGAUGUGUUACAAGCCAUUAAAGAAAUGGACAAACGAGUUACGAGUAAAAUUGACGAUGUUAUGUCAGCGGUCAAAGAGGUAAAGGAACGCGUGAAGGAGGCCGAGGAACGCAUUUCUGGAGCAGAAGAUGAAAUCGUUCAACUUAGUGCUCGUGCAAACUCCCUUGAAUCACAAGUUAAAAAACUGACAGAAAAGGUUGACGACAUGGAAAACAGAAACAGACGGAACAACCUGAGGCUGGUGGGUUUACCGGGAAAAAAAAGAAGGAAGCGAUGCGUGUGCGUUUUUAGAGGCCUGGAUUCCAAAAAUAUUGGAAAUGGAUUCGAGCACAUCGUUAGUUUUGGAACGCGCACAUAGAGUGGGCCCACAACGAAAUAAGGAUGUUCGGAACACAAGACGGGAUGCCAGUGUACCACCAAGAACACUAAUAAUGAAGUUCCUAAACUUCAAACAAAAAGAAGCGGUGCUUAGAGUGGCCAGGUCCAAGGGGGUUAUUUCAUACAAGGAACACACUCUUCGCUUUCAUCCAGAUGUUUCGGCUGAAGUUCACAGGAAACAAAGAGCUUAUGAUGGAGUGAGACAGAAGCUGCGAGAGAGAGGAAUCGGUAAACACAGGAUCAUAUACCCCGCUUGUCUGCUUCUUACUCACCAGGAGAAAUCAAGGGUGUUUUUUACACACCGGAGGCGGUCGAAAGCUUCAUUGAAGGAUUAGAGACAGAAUACAGGUGGGCUCAAUCCAGCUGGACUAUUAAAAUCCUGAAUGUAGGUUUAAAAUAACCAUAAACUAUCCCUUUUGUUGCGGAAACUCGAUAGUGAAUCGAGACCAAUUUGAAAAUAAGUAUGUUCAGAUAUUAUUGUUCUCUGAAAAUGUUAAAAAGUGUGUUUAUAGUUUAAUAUAAUAUGUGAGAGUAAUGUUACAAAUAGGGUUGUGAUGAUAAAUAUAGACGCAGAAGUACCUGAUAGUUCCUCACGGGUGUGUGGACCAAUCAGCGCCAUAUAC
Molecule: messenger RNA, 3436 nt
Organism: Onychostoma macrolepis
Lineage: Eukaryota; Metazoa; Chordata; Actinopteri; Cypriniformes; Cyprinidae
Product: GTPase IMAP family member 7-like
Exons: 3
Coding region: 111-1049 (312 amino acids)
Molecular function (GO): GTP binding
Source: RefSeq, a predicted model, not a curated record